UGUGGCACUUUUUGCGAUUCCGAGUCUGGCUGUCAGUGUCAAGGAAGAACUGCAUCCUGGAAACACCUAAUAACCUGCUAUGAAAUCGCCCGAUCCAAGAAACAUUGUCCGUUACGUCCUUUGCUGAACGUCUGGUGUAGCUCAGCCAUCGCCCUCUUACACAGCCCUGAUGAGGGGAGAUGAGGUGUCAUAGUGUCCAGCAUGAACAUCCACACACUGGGGGGUGCUAUAGCCGACUCUCUGGGCCCUAGCCUGGCCGUGCGUAUGAGCGGAGCAGGCGGAGGGUGGAGUGGCGUGUCUCUAAAGCCCGCCGGGCGAAUCACCUCGCUGUUCCAGACCAUGGUUCCCACAGGAUACACCAAGCUCCAGGAGGAACGUCUGGCCCUGGCAGACCUGGGGCCCAAGCCCGAGGGCCCCAACCAAAAUGGCUAUCGAGCAGAACCCCCCCACCUGGAGGUCCGACGCCAUCCCGACCGGGCCGCGCGCUGCUCCAUCAGCCUGUCGGACUGUGGCGAUGGCCGCUACGCUGAGACAGAGCCCAUGCUUCCAGAGGGACGACUGUCAGGGGAAGAGGCGGAUGAAGAGGAGGAGGAGGAGGAAGAGGAGGAGGAAGGCCAGGGGUCCGCUACCCGGAAUAUGCCCAAGGAGUCUCCCCUUGCCAUGGCUUUGCAGAUACUAUUACCCUUCCUGCUGGCAGGGUUUGGCACCGUGUCAGCAGGCAUGGUGCUAGACAUUGUUCAGCACUGGGAGGCUUUCAGGUACAUCACAGAGAUCUUCAUCCUGGUUCCAGCCCUGCUUGGCCUGAAAGGCAACUUGGAGAUGACCCUUGCUUCCCGACUCUCCACAGCGGUGAACGUGGGAAAGAUGGACUCUCCAAUAGAGAAGUGGAAUCUGAUAAUAGGAAACCUGGCUCUGAAGCAGGUGCAGGCUACGGUGGUGGGCUUUCUUGCAGCGGUAGCAGCCGUGGUGCUGGGUUGGAUCCCAGAGGGAAAGUUUCAGAUGAGCCAUGCUGUGCUGCUAUGUUCAAGCAGUGUGGCCACGGCCUUUAUAGCCUCCCUGCUGCAGGGUUUCAUCAUGGUGGGUGUGAUCGUCGGCUCCAAGAAGACUGGCAUCAACCCCGACAACGUGGCCACGCCCAUCGCUGCCAGCUUUGGUGACCUCAUCACGCUGGCUAUCCUAGCCUGGAUCAGCCAGGGCCUCUAUAACUGCCUGGAUUCGUACCCAUACGUGUCAUCCCUGGUCUGUGCCUUCUUCCUGUCUCUGACCCCAGUGUGGAUGGUCAUUUCUUCCAAACACCCGGCCAGCCGAACGCUGCUCUACUCCGGCUGGGAGCCUGUCAUAACGGCUAUGGUCAUCAGCAGUAUCGGAGGGCUCAUCCUGGACAAAACCGUGUCAGACCCAAACUUGGCGGGGAUUGUGGUGUACACACCUGUCAUAAACGGUAUCGGGGGGAACCUAGUGGCCAUCCAGUCCAGCAGGAUUUCCACUCACCUCCACUUCCACAGUGCCCCUGGGGAGGUCCCUGAAGAGGCCAAGGGCUGCUACUAUCCCUGCCGCACCUUCUGUGGUACAGGUGCCAACCAUCGUUCAGCUCAGGUGCUGCUCCUGUUGGUGGUCCCGGGUCAUCUGAUCUUUCUUUACACCAUCCACCUGAUGAAGAGUGGACACACCACCCUGACCCCGAUCUUCAUGACCGUCUACCUGGCUGCUGCCCUCUUACAGGUGUUCCUGUUGCUCUGCAUAGCAGACUGGAUGGUGUACUCAAUGUGGCGCAGUGGGAAAGACCCAGACAGCUUCUCCAUCCCCUACCUUACCGCCCUGGGAGACCUGCUGGGCACUGCUCUCCUGGCCCUCAGCUUCCACUUCUUAUGGGUCAUCGGCGAUCAGGAUAGCGACGUGGGGGACUGAACCCUCUUCCCCAACGCCUGAUGAAGAGGGGUGAAGGGUCACGCCUGUGCCUAUACCACCCCCCCCCCCCCUCUCUGACUCCAGCCCAACCUCUCUUUUCCUCUUUUCCCUUCCCUUUUGUGUGGCUGGGAGGAGGCGGUACGCCAUGUGGCUUGGAACAUUCCUUUGCUCCUAUUGAACAGAGCGAGCAGUGCUUAUCAAGGGGCUUUUGAAAGACAAUGAGGUGCUACAGAUGGGGGGGAAUUUACUUGUUUUUCUCCAACUGGCUUUUGUACAGACACCGGUAACACUGUUGGAAAGACAUCCUCUUACUCAUGAGAUUUUGUUUCAUCCAUAUGUAUGUAUAUUUAGCACCAUCAUUCGUGUUUCUACUCAGAAGUUAAUUGAUAGGCAGGGGAAGGGGCAACAGAGGGUGACAAAAUAGACAAAAGUCAAAAGUAACAUUCAUUGUUUCUCUGUCUGCACCUAGUUUUGCAUGAUACAGUAUAAUCGCACAUUCUCGAUUUAAAAUCAUGGAGGAAAGCAAUUUAAAAGAAAGUAUACGAUGGAUGUUUUAACCUCUGUCUCUUCUGUCUCGCUGAUUGGGUCCAGUCAAACACAGUAGAAAGAUGGACCCACCAUCAUGUCAUUUUGACAAUGUACGUUUACAUGCUGUUUACUUGUAUUUAGGUGUAGUGACGCUCUCUGACAUGAUUCCAAUGAAAUGUGCCUCUUGAGAUUCACAGGUCGACAAGGGGUUUAUUCCAUCUCGGGAUUUCUUUGUUUUUUCUUCUCAAAACAUUAUCUUCAAAUAAACAAAAUAUUGCUUUAGUUUUUAUAUUCCUAAUUUGUUAAGUAAAAGAUGGCCAAAAAAAAUCUUCA
Messenger RNA from Osmerus eperlanus (European smelt), 2769 nucleotides. RefSeq names its product solute carrier family 41 member 2b (gene slc41a2b). Gene Ontology annotation, cellular component: plasma membrane. The transcript is spliced from 11 exons. Lineage: Eukaryota; Metazoa; Chordata; Actinopteri; Osmeriformes; Osmeridae. The record is from RefSeq and is a predicted model, not a curated record. Bases 202 to 1908 code for a protein of 568 amino acids. Gene Ontology annotation, molecular function: monoatomic cation transmembrane transporter activity. Gene Ontology annotation, biological process: monoatomic cation transport.